CCUCCAAGUCUCCUACUCCCUUCCUACCCCGACCCGUCCACCCGGCCGUGGUCCCGCCCCUCUCGGAGUGCCCCGCGGAGACACCGAGGCUAGAAGCUAAGCAGUUGGUCGCCAGGAACCCGUCGACUCACACGCGUAUCAUCGGCGACAAGGAAGAGACCCGCCGUGUGUAUCUGACGCCCCUGCCCACGACCAGCUCCCCCAGCCAUGCCGCGCUACGCCUACCAGAAGCCCGUGAACAGGCAGUAUGCUUACAACACCCGCUACAUGAACAACUAUUACAAACCGCUCACUGACUACAUUGAGAAGAAGAAGGAGACGCAGGUGACGGAGAAGGUGAAGAGGGCGCCAAGUGAGCAGCCCGGCCACCAGUCCUUGGCUGAGCGGCUGAAAACCUACUCGAUGGACGGCACCAUCUACCGCUCUGCCCGGGCAUCCAGCCUCCCACCAUCCCGUAGCCUCUUGUUUGACGAUGAUGGAGACUUGCUCCCCGUGAGAUACAGGAAGGCCAUUAAGUCGAGGGUGAUGUUCGAGGACGAGUCUUCAUCUUCAGAAGGAAUAACGAGGGCCCGACCCAUGUCCAGUUACGAGGCGGCGGACGCGGCGGUGCUACGUGUUGAUGACGAGCCCAGGCGUGUCCCGCUGUGGAUGAAGCACCCCUAUCGCCUCCCAGUUGAGGACAUCCGCGUUCCCCCCCAUGAGAGCUCCAUCUGGCCCGAGAGUGUCCCCACUUCAACCUGGUGUCCUCUUACGAUGUGAUGGUCGGCUACCUGGGCCUCAAACACCCACAGCGCUAAGGGCCAUCUUCUGAAACACUUCUUCGUCACACCUCCACUAUUUCAAAAGGCUCUAGUUGAAGCUACACGGGUUUUUAAGGGUGUUUUUACGUUUUUAGUGACAGAUCAACAAGGUUUGUGUAUUAUUAAAAGUAGAAACAGUCUUGAGAAUUCGGCUAAUCAUCACUGUGGUCUUGGAGAAUAGUCGUGGUGAGAGAACAAAGCGUUUCUGAAUACGGGCCCAAGCCUGACGCCUGGCCAUGCACGUGUCACGCUCAGCGCCUCGCAACACCCUGCAGGAGGUCCGCUCUGCUCAGUCACACCAUGAGAUCCCUUUGCACGAGACCUGUAUUGUGAUCCUUGGAAAUUGGAUGAUGAAGGAGACCCUGUAGAUCUGAAGUCCCUCUCUCUCUCUUCAUCUAUUUGUGUAUUUUUCCUCUCUUAGUCUCUCAUAAGAUCAGGAAGCGACGUUCAUCUCUCAUUAACUCCUGUUGCUUCCCUAAGAGCCACGCACCACCAGAUGGCUCUACGUCUCACCACUGUUGUAUGAACUCUCGUCUCUCUCUCUCACGGAAGAAUUGUUGUGAUAUGUUUUACAGAUGAUCUUAUUUUAUAGGUGUUGCAUAAUAUGAUUUUUGGGGUAUUUAUUAAAAGGUUUGAAGCUCCGUUGGUUGUGUUUGGUUUCAAGAGUCAGCCAGCGUGCUUGGCGUCUCGUUGUUACCGCACUAACGCUCGUGUCAGCUUCGUCUAAAUAAAUGUGAUACGCUUU
Molecule: messenger RNA, 1545 nt
Organism: Portunus trituberculatus (swimming crab)
Lineage: Eukaryota; Metazoa; Arthropoda; Malacostraca; Decapoda; Portunidae
Exons: 4
Coding region: 208-759 (183 amino acids)
Source: RefSeq, a predicted model, not a curated record